AUGCUGGAUGGCCAAGCACCUAUGGAGGCUCAGCAUGCAGAAGAGGGCCCGGGAUCGAAGAUCUUCAGAGCAGAGCUGGGAGACCUGCAGCGACCUAUCUUACAGGCCGGGCGUUGGUGUUCUGUGCGACGCUGCAGUGCAGUGCUGGGAGUCUUGGGGCUGCUGGCUGGUGUGGGUGUCGGCUCGUGGCUCCUAGUGCUCUAUCUGUGGCCAGCUGCCUCUCAGCCCACUCCCGGGACCUUGCCGGAUGAGAUGACUCUGAGCUGCUCCGGGGCCAGCAGUGAGGAAGCCCUGCUCCCCUCACUUCCCAAAACAGUGUCUUUCAGGACCAGCAGCGAGGGCUUCUUGCUGGAAGUACAGGUGAAGGCCCGGCCAGACUGGCUCCUGGUCUGCCAUGAGGGCUGGAGCCUGGCCCUGGGGGUGCGCAUCUGCCGGAGUCUGGGGCAUCUCAGACUCACUUACCACAAGGCCGUGAACCUGUCCGACAUCAAGCUCAACAGCUCCCAGGGGUUUGCUCAGCUCUUUCCUAGACUGGGAGGCUCCCAGGAGGAGGUGUGGCAGCCCAGGAACAGCUGCGCUUCUGGCCAGGUUGUUUCCCUCAAAUGCUCGGCAUGUGGGGCCAGGCCGCUGGCCUCCCGGAUAGUCGGCGGGCAGGCCGUGGCUCCUGGGCGCUGGCCGUGGCAGGCCAGUGUGAUGCUGGGCUUCCGGCACGCCUGCGGGGGCUCCGUGCUGGCGCCGCACUGGGUGGUGACGGCUGCACACUGCAUACACAGUUUCAGGCUGUCCCGCCUGUCCAGCUGGCGGGUCCACGCGGGGCUGGUCAGCCACAGCAACGUCAAGCCACACCAGGGGGUGAUGGUGGAGAGGAUCAUCCCCCACCCUUUCUACAGCGCCCAGAACCAUGACUACGACGUCGCCCUCCUGCGGCUCCAGACUCCGCUCGACUUCUCGGACACCGUGGGUGCUGUGUGCCUGCCGAGUGAGGAGCUGCGCUUCCCCAGGGGCUCGCAGUGCUGGGUGUCUGGCUGGGGCCACACCGACCCCAGCCACACCCACAGCUCGGACAUGCUGCAGGACACAGUGGUGCCCCUGCUCAGCACCCAGCUCUGCAACAGCUCCUGCGUGUACGCCGGGGCCCUCACCCCGCGCAUGCUCUGUGCUGGCUACCUGGACGGGAGGGCCGACGCCUGCCAGGGGGAUAGCGGGGGCCCCUUGGUGUGCCCAGAUGGGGACACAUGGCACCUGGUGGGGGUGGUCAGCUGGGGUCGUGGCUGCGCGGAGCCCAACCACCCAGGCGUCUAUGCCAACGUAGCUGAAUUCCUGGACUGGAUCUACGACACUGCUCAGGUCCACUAG
This is a messenger RNA of Tupaia belangeri chinensis (Chinese tree shrew), 1356 nucleotides long. RefSeq names its product transmembrane serine protease 5 (gene TMPRSS5). Gene Ontology annotation, cellular component: membrane. The transcript is spliced from 12 exons. Gene Ontology annotation, molecular function: serine-type endopeptidase activity. The coding region runs from base 1 to 1356 and encodes 451 amino acids. NCBI's taxonomy places the organism in Eukaryota, Metazoa, Chordata, Mammalia, Scandentia, Tupaiidae. Gene Ontology annotation, biological process: proteolysis. The record is from RefSeq and is a predicted model, not a curated record.